Molecule: messenger RNA, 1730 nt
Organism: Amphimedon queenslandica
Lineage: Eukaryota; Metazoa; Porifera; Demospongiae; Haplosclerida; Niphatidae
Product: hydroxymethylglutaryl-CoA synthase 1-like
Exons: 5
Coding region: 97-1533 (478 amino acids)
Biological process (GO): acetyl-CoA metabolic process
Molecular function (GO): hydroxymethylglutaryl-CoA synthase activity
Source: RefSeq, a predicted model, not a curated record
GCGUGACACUAAUGGAAACUAGGAAGAUCAUCAUGGAAUAUUUAUAGCAAGAGACAUCAUCAUACUUUCAUUCGCCUGUUUGUCUUUGUCUUAAAUAUGUCGAGCCAAUCUGCUUCUUCUCGUGUAUCUGGGAAAUGGCCUGAUGACGUUGGGCUCUUGGCCAUGGAAGUGUACUUUCCCUCUAUUUGUGUGAAUCAGACAGAAUUAGAGAAAUUCGAUGGAGCUGGUUCUGGGAAGUACACUAUUGGUUUAGGUCAGACGAAUAUGGGAUUCUGUACUGACAGGGAAGAUGUAAAUUCUCUUGCUCUGACGGCCGUCUCUCUUCUACUUGAGAAGAAUAACGUCUCUCAACAAGACAUUGGUCGUUUGGAAGUGGGAACGGAAACCAUUAUUGACAAGUCGAAAUCAGUCAAGUCGGUUUUGAUGAAGCUGUUUCCUGAUAACACUUCUGUAGAGGGUAUUGAUACUACUAAUGCUUGUUUUGGUGGUACUCAGGCUUUGUUCAAUGCUAUCUCGUGGGUUGAAAGCAGUAGUUGGGAUGGUCGGUUUGCAUUGGUAGUAGCUGCUGAUAUUGCUGUUUAUGCUUCUGGGAAUGCCAGGCCUACUGGAGGAGCAGGUGCUGUUGCUAUGUUGAUUGGUCCUAAUGCUCCAAUAGUAUUUGAAAGGGGUUUAAGAGCUGUCCACAUGGAGCAUGUAUACGAUUUUUACAAGCCUAACUUAAGUUCAGAGUAUCCAGUGGUUGAUGGGAAACUCUCUAUUCAGUGUUACUUGAAUGCGUUGGACACUUGCUACAAGAGAUAUGGGGAGAAAGCUGCCAAUGGUUCUGGUUACACAGUUGAAGAUGGCGACUUCUAUUGCUUUCAUUCACCUUUUGUUAAACUUGUUCAGAAGAGCUUUUCUCGUCUUGUUCUUCAGGACUAUCUUACUAAUCCUGAAUUAAAAGAUAAAUAUCCUGAACUGGAGCAAGUUAGGGGUAAGACACUACAGGAGACUUUGGGUGACAAAGAUGUGGAGAAGUUGUCAAUGAAAGCAGCCAAUGACUUGUACAAUGUUAAGACUCUGCCAUCGGUAUUGCUUGGUACUGAAGUUGGUAAUAUGUACACUGCAUCAUUGUAUGGAGGGCUUGCAUCACUUCUUUCUGUGAAAAAGCCUUCCGAAGUUAGUGGUAAACGUGCAUUACUGUUCUCUUACGGUUCAGGAUUGGCAAGCGCUUUGUAUUCGGUUCGUUUUUCUCUCAACCAUUCUCCAGAUUCUCCUCUUUCCCGACUGAUGUCCACUUUAUCUGAUAUACCUCAUCGUCUUAGUGCUAGAAAGGUCGUACCACCUGCAGAGUUUGAGGCUAUUAUGAAGCUGAGGGAAGAGACACACCACAAGUGCUCCUAUUCUCCUGUUGGUGAUGUUCAGAAUUUGUUUCCUGGCACUUAUUAUCUCACUAAUGUUGAUGAAAAGUUUCGUAGGACUUAUGAGCGUGUUGCACCACAGAAAAGAAGUGACUUUCCUCCUCUUGUGCCUUCAUUUAAUGGAUAUAUCUAAAGUGUGGUAUUUAUUAUGAUUGAGCUUUCAGUUUUUAUAAUAACUACAUGGUAAUAUUGUGCUAUUUUCACUUUUUAGCUUAAAAUAUUUUUUUAAAGAUUGUAAUAUGAUAAUGUGUGUUUUUGCUAGUUAGAUAAUUACAUUCUAAAUUUAUUAUCAUGUGAACUUUACCUUUGAUUGAUGAUAGAUGUACAGUA